CCAACCAGGCGACGCAGCCGGCGACGCAGCGCGCCGCCCCCGCCCCUCUAAAUGGGUUCCCUCGAGCAAGCCAUCGAUUCAGACGAUGUGCACCGCCACGUCCUCAAGUUUUUGGAUGGGAAGGCCUGCCGCACGGCGAGCGAAGCUGUGGUAAGGUGGCGCAAGCUGCAGAACGAGGGCUGGUGGCGCGCCAAGGCCCGGAAUGAUCUCAGUGUUAGUUUUUGGCCCGCAGAAGACGAGGAGGAUUGGUUGGAAGUUUAUAAAAGAUGCCAUCGACCACCAUCUCUCCUGAAGUGGGUGGCCGGCCCGCUGCGCUCGCAUUGUCUCGGGGACCGCGUCGCGGCGCCGCAGAUGUUCGCCUCUGUCAAAGGGGAAAGAUUGUACAACUACGGGGGCUGGACGAAGAUCGGUCCCAUGACCGAUUUAAGAUGCACGUCCGUGUCGAAUUUGAACGAUUUGUGUCGAGGUGCGGGUGCGAAGCCCGUUUUCAAGGUCUGCCCCGCGACGGGAAGGCCCGCGCGCCGAUCCGGAGCCCAAACGCUCACGCCGCUGUGGCUCACGGGGGGAUCCUGCGAGCCGUCGGCGAGCCAUGCGGCCAAACUAGCGCCGGAGAACUUCCUCAAAGGAGGACGGGGGCACCUGAUCGUGGCCUACGGUGGUGGGGGCGGCGGCUACACGGGCGAGCAGAACGACUGGGCCGUCGGCGUCUUAGAUGAUGACGAUCCAGAUGAAGACCCGCGGGUGCACUGGGUCCGGCCCGGGCCGCGCGAGGCGCCCGCCGCGGCCUACACGGCGCGCGCAACCACCACUUACAGCAGCCCAAUGCAUCGGUGUGCGCAUACCGCUACGUAUAUUCCUGCUAGAUGUUUUGGACAUGAUGAUUUUCCGGAAGGUGCUGUCUUGUUUUUCGGGGGGCACGCGGCGGACACGCGCACGACGCUGCACCACCUCCAGCUGUUGGAUGUGGCGACGUGGACGUGGCUUACCGAUGAAAGGAGCGGCGGCCUGAACUACCGGCUGGAGCCGCGCGAGGCGACGGGCGCGGUGGCGCGGCACGGCCAUACCGCUACCCUGGUGGAAUACGACAACCAGGCGUACGUCGUCUUUGUCGGUGGCGGGCGGGGCACUAUACUCGAAGAUCCCAACCAGUGCGAGGAGUUCGGCAACGCCCAGGCCGUCGACGUGCGGUCGCUGUAUCGACGGGGUACGUCUCGCGUACGGCCGCGCUACGGCCAGCUCGUCGCGUUGAGUAGUAGUUAUGUGCCGGGUAGACACCACACCGCAUCACUAGUAGCGCCGCACACGGUGGCGCUGUACGGUGGCGGGCAUCGGCCCAUGGGCGGACUAUGGUUGCUAAACGUGAAGGAGGUCGUGGAAGCGGGCAAACGCGUCGUGGCAGCUAGAGCCGCGCGCGCGCGGGCCCUCCAGCAGUGCAAGGAGGCGGCCGAGAAGAAAGGCGAAAAUAUACUAGGUCUGAUGAACACGCAGAUGCAGCUGCUGGCGGAGGUCAAGGGCGCCGUCGUGCCGUUGACGGAGGUGGGGAAUCACAGCGGCGCCGCCCCACUCCCGCGCAAGUUCCACGCGGCCUGUUCCUUGUAUCCGUGGCGCCCGCUCUUCGUCGUGUUUGGGGGUUGGCGGACCGGGCCGCACUUCGAGGACCUGCACGUCGCGGCGCUCGGCGCGGACGCAAAAGCGCUUGACGUGUAUAAACGUAGUCCCGUCGCGGCUGAUGUUGACGAUCUCGAGGACGGGUUCCUGGAAAUUCGCGUCUUCGUGCCCGAGCUGGGCACGACGGAGACGCUGCGCACGUCUCGGAGGCGGCUGCGCUUCCUCGUGGAAACGGGCGUAUUCGGUGCGCCGACCACCGCAGGCGGCAACUAUAGAUUCCUCUCCGCGCCGGUGCCCGCGCGGCCGACGAUGCCGCGCGGCGGCCUGCGGGAGAUGUGGACGCGCGAGGGGAAUCGCGUCCACAUCGGCAUCCCAGAGGCUGGGGAGGGCGAAGUGCCCACCGUCGACAUCUCGCUGCAGCGGAACAUGCUCUACGGGUCCUACGCGCCGACGCAGCCGCACGCGCCCCACAACUGAACAUAUUCCGAUCCGCCGCUGACGCGGCCCCAAUUCUUGACCCUCCCUCGCGGGACCACGCCAAUGUACAUCCCCGAUGAAUCGCUUCGUAACCUUAGAGUCUAUAU
Pelagomonas calceolata is the source of this 2192-nucleotide messenger RNA. The record is from the annotation of a GenBank genome assembly. NCBI's taxonomy places the organism in Eukaryota, Pelagophyceae, Pelagomonadales, Pelagomonadaceae.